AUGAAAGAUGUCCCAACAUAUCUACCUGAAGGGACGAUACUGCCAUGUAACCUCCCGCGAGAAGAUGCUAGAGAUGCAUUUAUAUGUUUGACUGCAAAUUCACUUGCGGAGCUUCCUUCUGGUUUCGUCAUUGGAAGUGCUUCCCUGAGGAGACAAUCUCAGAUUCUCUACAGAUAUCCAUCACUCAAGGUUGUUAACUUAAGAGGAAAUGUUCAGACACGGUUAACGAAACUCAAGAACGGAGAUGUCCAUGCUACGCUGUUGGCACUGGCUGGACUAAAGCGGCUAAAUAUGGUGGAAAAUGUGACAUCUAUAUUAUCCAUGGAAGAAAUGCUUCCAGCAGUUGCCCAAGGUGCUAUUGGAAUAGCUUGCCGAAGCAAUGACGACAAAAUGAUGGAGUACCUGUCCUCGUUGAACCAUGAAGAUACCAGAUCAGCUGUUGCAUGCGAAAGAGAAUUCUUGGCAAUGCUUGAUGGUAACUGCCAAACUCCAAUUGCGGCCUAUGCUCAUCGUGAUAAGGAUGGGAGUUGCUCAUUCCGAGGUCUAUUGGCUACACCAUAUGGAUCUAAAGUAUAUGAGACAACAAGAACUGGACCGUACUCUUUUGACGACAUGGUUGAGAUGGGCAAAGAUGCUCGUCAUGAGCUGAAGGCAAAGGCUGGGCCUGGGUUCUAUGGUUGCUUGCAAUGGAAAGAAUGA
This is a messenger RNA of Miscanthus lutarioriparius, 699 nucleotides long. NCBI's taxonomy places the organism in Eukaryota, Viridiplantae, Streptophyta, Magnoliopsida, Poales, Poaceae. The record is from the annotation of a GenBank genome assembly.